Molecule: messenger RNA, 2039 nt
Organism: Helianthus annuus (common sunflower)
Lineage: Eukaryota; Viridiplantae; Streptophyta; Magnoliopsida; Asterales; Asteraceae
Exons: 13
Coding region: 538-1332 (264 amino acids)
Biological process (GO): protein folding in endoplasmic reticulum
Cellular component (GO): endoplasmic reticulum membrane; endoplasmic reticulum
Molecular function (GO): protein-disulfide reductase activity; thiol oxidase activity; FAD binding
Source: RefSeq, a predicted model, not a curated record
GCGGCAUUUUCUUUUCCCCCUCUUUCCCUUCACUAUCAAUCAUCCCUUCUCUCUUCAAUCAAAAUCCUAUUUCCUUAAAACCAAAUCACGCCCUCAGCUUCUUAUUCACAAACCCUAAUUCUCUAUACUGCAUCUAUGGCGUCAAAAUAUUUCCUUAUCGCCGAUAAAAGGACCCUUCUGGUUAGGAUACAUCAAUGGCCUCAAAAAUUCGAUUCCAAAACUCUUUUCAUCAAUGGCGAUGGCGAAUAUGGCUAGAAGAAAAACAACCAGUCUCUUUCAUGUACACUUUCCUAAGGAUUCGUGUCUGGAUCUGAUAAAAACGGCGGCGUUGUUAUCGGUGGCGGCCCAGACGGAUACAUGAUUCUUUGUUGAAGAUUGGCGACAUCUCUUUGUUUCUCAAUCGUUUAUGAACAAUAACAGUUCAUGUGGUUCAGAUUGGGCUUUUGUUGAUGUAGCAAAUUUGUUUAUUCAAAACAGGGUUGAACAGCUUGUUGAUGAAUUGGGAUGUUGACCGAAAGUUAUUCUCACUGACUCUCAAUGAUUGCUUCAGCAAUUAUAUUACCGGAACAAAAUUUGGCAUCCGAGAAGGCCGGUUUAGCUGUGAGCAAGAAAGGGUUGACUUUAAAAGAGCUGCUUCAGCAGACGUCUCAUCACAAUGCAAAAGUUCGCAGAAGUAGGGAUGAGCACGGACCUGUUCGGUACCAAACCGGUACCGAAAAACGGGUAAAGUGGGUACCGGUACCAGUAACGAAUAUACCGGUUCGGUACGGUACCGGUACUUACCGGUAUUUUACCCGUAAAUACCGGUACCGGUACCGAACAACGGAGAAAGUGGUUACCGGUACCGAAUAUACCCGGUACUGUUCGGUACCAGUACCCGGUACCAAAUGCCCAUCCGUACGCAGAGAAUCUUUUAAGACGCCAUCACUGCAUGUCAUUCCAACAAAUGAUCUUAUAUGCCAGGAGGGAAAGCCAGAGGCUGUUGUUGAUCCAUGGACUAACUAUGAUGAAACUUAUAACGAUAAAAUUCUGAAUUUGCAACUGAAUCCCGAACGUUAUAGUAGUUACUCAGGACCGUCAGCCAGAAGAGUAUGGGAUGCUGUAUAUUCACAACUUUGUCCAGAAUAUUCAUCGGGAAAUAGCUGCCCAGAGAAAAAAGUGCUAUACAGGUUGAUGUCGGGACUGCAUUCCUCAAUUUCUGUCCACAUAGCUACCGAUUAUCUACUUGACGAAAAAACCAAUCAGAGGUCUGCAACCCCACUUGUUUUUUUGGCAUGGAUUCAACUGCACAAAACCGCUUGCUAUCGAUUAAGUUGUGAUACUUUUGUCUGAGAAUGAAUUGAAGGAUGAAGGUGUUAUAGUCAUUGCUAAGGCCCUUGAAGAAGACUUUCCACGGUUGACCGAAGUUGACGUGAGCACCAAUAUGAUUAGAAAGGUGUUGAAGACGUGAAAGAGAUCUUCAAGAAUUCACAAUUUGCUGGGGACUUAAACAAGGCGAAAUACUCGAGUGGUUCGGGGUCAGUUUCAGGGCCGAUUCAUGGUGUACAAACUGUGAGUUCGUAAAGUAUUCUUAGGGAACGUUAAAGCUUUCUGUGGUGUGUAUGUUUUUGUACGGGAUUGUUGCAGUUAUGGGUUUUCUCAUGUUGCGUUGCACUCUUUGCACUCAAAUGAAGAUGACAACCAGGUUUCAGCAAGGAUUCCGGAACGUCAAGCGGACACGCCGGAGGAGAUACACGCGGAAAAGGUGUGCUAUAAAGGCAAGGAUUCCGGAACGUCAAGCGGACACGCCGGAGGAGAUACACGCGGAAAAGGUGUGCUAUAAAGGUAUGGAUGAGUUCUCUUCCGGAUGGUGAUCAUUACGUUAUCAAGAACCGAACACGCAUUUUGAAGCUUCCGCACUAAACUUAACUUUGUCUAGACUUUAAUCACAUUGUAAAUAUUUUUGUUAAACUUGUUUGGAACCCUGUAACUAGUUGUAGUUGACUAGUAAGGGUUAACUUUAAACUCGUUAUGCAUUAUCUUGGAUGUGUUUAGUACUA